AUGUGGCGAAGAGGGAGUUGGAGAGGAGGGAGAGGAGGCAGUCGCCCUCCUGGUCCGCGAAACGAACCGAAUGAGACCAGAGACAGCAACAAGCCAUCCUUUCACUUCCAGAGAGGGCAGUGCAACCGUGAAGACUAUUACGAAUGGAAGCAUCUCCUACGCAAGGGCACACACGAGUUCGACCACUCUGAUGCAUUCCAACAUGCGGAUAAGCUCUGGAAAGGUGCUCGGGAAAUUCUAGACCGCGACAGUCUGGAAAAACACCAAGAGCUGGCAAGAGAACUUGUCAAGGACGAUUUCAACGGCCCAGAAUGGAUCACAUACGUAUCCAAAAACUCAACCUUUGCCGACAACAAUCAACUCAUAUGCGUCAAGAAUCUUCUCAAAGUCAUCACUCACCCUUCUAUCAAGCCGCUCUCCAUCGAUCCCUACGUUUGCACCAUGUAUGUGCUGCUGGGAGGCACCAACGGCGAACAGGGAAAUGCUCUUUUGUCUCGCAUGUGCAACGAACUCUUGAAACACAUCAAAGCAUCUGGUAGAUCACCAGGCUCUACGAUCAAAAGUAUGGUUGAUGUUAUUAUCAAAGCAUUGCAUGAACUCCUUAGCAAGGUCCAACGAGCUCAGUUGUCGGAUGGAACUCCUGGGCUUCUCAAGUCAUUGGAUGAGCUUGUGAAUGCGGUUGCUGAGGGGGCAUCAAAGGCCGACCUGGAUGGACUCAGAACUCGCCUUGAAAUCACCAAGAGAGUCGUCUCUGGCUCUACUGGUCGUAUCGUUACAACGCAAGAUCCAUCAGAGGACAGCAAAAAGGCGUCAAAGUUUGUCGCCUCUUCAUUUCCCCAAGCAGUAGCAAUUCCAGGCGGUCGACAUGACAACGACUUUGCAGAUAUCUCCGACGUAUCGCUUCUCCCAACCCAAGGAGAGAUCACUAGCGUGCAAGCAGACUAUCUGCCUUUUACCAACUUCCUCCAUCCACACGUCCUCCAAGACCCUAUGCAACGAUAUAUCGACUCGAUAUUUAGGCUUGUCAGACACGAUACACUUGGUCCAGUGAACGAUGUUCUUCGAGAUGUUCUUGCCUCGGACAAUGUCAUGGCUACCCGGUUGACCGACAGAAAUAGUCAGGCACAGGUCUACCACUCGUCAAGUGUCUCUCGUAUCUUCAUACAUGAGAGGAGAGGCCUUGAAGCGAUCAUCUCAUUUUCUGCACCAGCCUACAUUUCCCGAAAGUCGCCCGCAGACCAACGAGACUGGUGGCAAAGAUCUCCUCGACUGGGAGAAGGCACGCUGCUAUGUUUUGUAACUUCUGACGCGGAGAACCAAGAUCAAAGGCUUCUUUUCCUACAUGUUACCUCCAAAAGAAUAGAAUCGGACUCCAACAAGUCGGACACACCGAAGAGUGCUCUGGUGUCCUAUCGCGAUGCGCCAAGUAUCACAGUGAAGCUAGCAACGCACCAGCAGAGCGACCUCAACUUUCUUGUUCGAACUUUCCGAGAGAACGUCGCGGGUGUGUUGGUCGAUUUCAACGGAAUUAUUCCUGAGACUUUCAUACCGAUCCUGAGGAACCUUCAAACCAUCAAGCGCGAGAACCACAUCGCCUUCCAGAAUUGGAUUCUCCCACCUCCCGAAGGAGUUCAUCACAUGCAACCGCCGUUAUAUGCUCGCAAAGCUGGGUUCGUGUUCCCGCUUCGCUCCAUCACAAAAGAUGGCAUUAGCAACAUUUACCUGGACCCUAACUCAAAGCUUGAACACACCAAUCUGAAGGAGAUCGAAGAUGCGACGGGACUUGAUCAUGGCCAAUGUCUUGGUCCACCUGGAACUGGAAAGUCCUAUCUCGGUGUACAGCUCGUCAGAACCUUGCUUUCUGUCAAGGAACGAGCAGACUUGGGACCAAUUCUCAUCAUAUGCUACACAAACCAUGCAUUGGAUCAGUUCCUUAAGCAUCUCCUCGAUGUCGGAAUCGACGCCAUUAUUCGCAUUGGUGGUCGUAGUGUCGCUGAAGAACUUGAUGGCAAAAACCUUCGGACUGUCAGUAGAGAAACUCCCAAGACACGAGUCGAGGCCCAGAUUCUAGGUGAGGCCUACAGCAAGCAAGAGUCCUCUUUGGAAUCUGCCAGUUAUGCAUUGGGGACGUUGGUUAAAGCCCGCAGGGGAGCGAGCUGGGAGGGAUUAGAACAACACCUACAGUUCAAGUAUCCUUUGAUUUACCGACAGCUGGGUCGAGUGGACGAUGAAGGUUUCGAGAUGCGUUGGCUUCUUGUGGAACAUUGGCUCGAAGAACUACAAGACAACCAGCUUGAUAUGUUGUACGAAGCUCUUGACGACUUCGAUAACAACCGCAAAGCCAUAUACCGAACACACGAUGCUGUCGAUGAGCGAACUCUUACUAGGGCUGAUGUCAUUGGAAUCACUACAACUUCUUUGGCCGGGCGUAUCGAGUUGUUGAGAAACUUGGAUUUCAAGGUUGUUCUGUGCGAGGAAGCGGGUGAGCUGAAAGAGUCAGACGUCAUCUCUUCCCUCAAGUCUGGCGUUGAACACUUCAUCCAAAUCGGCGACCACCGACAACUCCGACCACAAAUCAACAACUUCAAUCUGAGCCUCGAAUCAGCGUCAGGACGGUACUGGCAGCUGGAUCGUAGCCAAUUCGAGCGACGAGCUGUUGGUGAGCCUGGUCUUGCACCAGCACCAUUUGCCCAACUCAACAUCCAACGCAGAAUGAGACCCGAGAUAUCGCAGCUCAUCCGACGAGUCUACCCGAAUCUCGAAGAUCACAGAAGUGUCACUGAUCUUGAAGAUGUCGUCGGCAUGCGAAAGAACUUGUUCUGGCUUGACCACAAUCAUCCAGAGGACGCUGGGGGCGAUGGAACCCGUGUCAAGUCGCACAGCAACAUCUGGGAGACCGAAAUGGCGACUGCGCUCGUUCGCCAUCUUGUUCGACAAGGAGAGUACAAAACUGAAGACAUCGCGCUUCUCACUCCUUACACUGGACAGCUUCAGCAGCUCCGGGCAGCUCUAGGCAAGGAUUUCGAGAUUUGUCUGAGUGACCGUGACAUGACCCAGCUUGCACAAGAAGGAUUCGAAGAUGACUCCGCGUCAAAUGGUGGUGACAGAAAGAUGAUCGAGAAGAAGCAACUCAUCCAAACCAUUCGCCUUGCCACGGUCGACAACUUUCAAGGCGAGGAAGCCAAAGUCAUCAUCGUGUCCCUGGUUCGAAGCAACGCACAGCGUAAAGUGGGUUUCCUUCGAACGGAGAACCGAAUCAAUGUUCUUCUCAGCCGCGCCAAGAAUGGAAUGUACUUGAUUGGGAAUUCUGAGACGUAUCUCAACGUCCCGAUGUGGGCUGAUGUUCACAAGCAGCUCUAUCUGGCUGAUUGUGUUGGCAAUGAGAUUGAACUAUGUUGCCCUCGCCAUAAAGACACCACUCUCACAUGCUCUGAGCCAGCAGACUUUGCUUUGAAGAGCCCCGAGGGUGGCUGUAUUCUCCCCUGUUCCCGACGGCUCGAACCAUGCGGCCAUCAAUGCCAGGCACGUUGUCAUUCAGAUACGCUUCAUGAUGCAUUCUCUUGUCAACAACCUUGUCCUCGCAUUAGAAAGACAUGCGACCACGGAUGCCAGAAACUUUGCGGCGAAAGAUGUGGCCCUUGCAUGAUCAAGGUCUAUGAUAUUCAACUUCCGUGUGGCCACAUCAAGCAGACACUGAAGUGUUAUCAGACACUCGAUUUGGCAUCAAUUACUUGUGAUGCCCAAGUUGAGAAGACUGUAGCCCACUGCGGCCACUCUAUAUCUGUUCAGUGUUCUACUGACGUUGACUCCAAAGGCUUCCGCUGCCCCCAGCCUUGCUCUUACGUCCAUCCUUGUAGUCAUCAAUGCACUGGAACUUGCAGCAGAUGUCGCAAUGGAGACGGAGAAGUGGCUCAUCGGAGCUGCAGAAAGAUUUGUGAUCGACCUUACGGCUCUUGUAACCAUAGGUGUCCACGCAUCUGCCACGAUGGGAGUCCAUGCAGUUCAUGUCAAGCCCCUUGUGAGGUUCGAUGCCCACAUUCUGCCUGCCCUUCGCCUUGCAACAAGGCGUGCGCUCCAUGUAUCGAGAAAUGUACUUGGGCUUGUCCUCAUCAAGGAUCUUGUUCAAUGCCAUGCUCAGCGCCAUGCGACCGCCUCCCUUGCGAUGAACGAUGCACCAGAAUACUUCCCUGCGGUCAUCAAUGCCCAAGUUUCUGCGGAGAAGACUGCCCCACUGGUUAUUGUCAGGAGUGCGGCGACAAAGGUGAAGAGCGAGUUGAUGUGCUGGAGUUCCUAUCCUAUGCCGAGAUUGAUCUAGAUGAAAGCCCGGUCGUGGUACUCAGCUGCGGCCACUUCUUCACUGGCGAAACCCUUGAUGGCUCGGUAAGUCUAGAUGAGGUCUAUGCAAGAGACGGAGAGGGGAAGUUCAAUGUACCUUUCUGUCCAGUCUGCAAGCGACCGAUUCGACAGUUCGCAACCAAGAGAUACAAUCGACUCAUCAACCGAGCCGUCAUGAACCAGAUCUGCAAGCGAUUCAUGAUCACAGGACGUAGGCAACUUGAUCACCUCGAACAGCAACUUCAAAUUCUCGAAGAUAAGCUUGACUCCACUCGCAAGGCCUAUACACUCAAAGAUGGGGUUGGAGUACUACCCAAGAAAAGAUACGAGGGACUGGACAAACUCACGGCCGUGAGUAACGCUCUUGUGAAGACCAUGAAUGAAGAGCAUCAGCCUACCAAAGUCCUCUUUGAUGCGAUGGCAACUUCCCGCGCCAAGGCUACCGGUGAUUCGGUGUCUGUCAUUCGACAGAUGGAGGCCUUGAGACUCUCGCCACUAGCUUCUGACAGCCAAAUUAUUCUGGGAGCAGACCUGCUCGUGAUCAAGUCCCUGGAAAUAAAGCUCAAAGAUUUCAUUACUCUUCUCAGAAACUGGAAGGGUACGGCUGGUGGUGACUUGCUUCGAGGAUGGAUUAAAGAACAAGCUACUCCAUCAAUGCCCAAAUUACUACACUCCUGCGAGAAGCUUAUCGAACAAGCCAAAUAUGCCAAACUCCCUCGAAUCAUCGUUGCGGCAACUUUAGCAUUUGCUAGAGUUUCUCAGCUGCUCGCCUGGCGGUCACAGGCCGCUGACAAGCCUUCGGUUCAGAAGUCUGGGGAAAAGAACACAGAGGCUGUUGAGGACCGAAUGGGCACUGCCCGCAAACUCCUCCAUGAUGCGCUUGAGCAGUGUUCCCAGCUCGGGAAUAGCGAUGAUAUGAAGGAGCGAGUCCAGGCCAUGCUUCGACUUUUUGAACCUCGUUACGAAGAAGUGACACCUGAGGAACUGGCGUCGAUCAAGAGUGCCAUGGUGAGUGGCAGUGGUGGCAUAGCCACUCAUUCUGGACACUGGUAUCACUGUGUCAACGGGCAUCCUUUCGCGAUUGGAGAGUGCGGAAUGCCAAUGGAGGAAGCUCGAUGUUCAGAGUGCGGUGCACCAAUUGGAGGUCGUAACCACCAGGCGGUGGAUGGAGUAACUCGCGCUGAGGACAUGGAACGAUCUUGA
Molecule: messenger RNA, 5538 nt
Organism: Fusarium oxysporum Fo47
Lineage: Eukaryota; Fungi; Ascomycota; Sordariomycetes; Hypocreales; Nectriaceae
Exons: 8
Coding region: 1-5538 (1845 amino acids)
Biological process (GO): regulatory ncRNA-mediated heterochromatin formation
Cellular component (GO): nucleus; nuclear RNA-directed RNA polymerase complex
Molecular function (GO): zinc ion binding; helicase activity
Source: RefSeq, a predicted model, not a curated record